GAAGCAAAUACACACACCCUGCACUCAGUUGAAAUCAGAAUGAAAUCCUUCAUUUUUGUCUUCGUGUUGGGGACGUGUGCCCAAGCAUGGAGAUGGCCGUGGGAAUCGAAACCAGAAGCACCAGAAUGGUCUCAGCUUUCAGUGACGUGGGGAAAGUUCGACAAAUUGCCGCAGGAUAAAGACGCAGCGAUCAAAACUGGAUGGAAAUUGACAGCGUCAUGUGACGCAGCCAAUUAUUUUGCUGGCAAUCGUUACGUUCUUAAAGGAGACACCGCAGUGAUGCUUCUCUUUGAUUCCAAGGGAAAGAUAGCUGGAAUUCAAAAUGGGAUUCCCAAGUCAGCUGUUGGAGACUUACGGGCUCCCUGGAUUCGUGAAGGGGAUAACUACGUCAUAACAGCUUACUUCACCGAUCCUGAAACCAUCUGUAGUGGACCCAGGCCCGUAACACCUUACUUAGGAGACCAACUUUUGCUACAGACUGGAAACAAGAUUUCUAACACCAUGUCGAUUCCUUUCAAGCAAGAGGAUUUGGCUGGAACUAAGUGGGUGCGCGGGGGCUGUUUCCCUUCCAUGGGUCGUCAUUACUGGUACAACAUCUCACCGGAUAUGGACUGCCGAGACUUUUACCCGAUGUUUCUGUUGUACAACAGGGAUCGUCUGACCGGUUUUGGCUGGGUCGCCAUUGGUAAUGCUGACAGUCCACGGUACGAACAUCCCCCCGCUAAAAGACUCGGGCUGGGAUUCUUCCUAUCAGCAACAAAGCCAAAAUGCAUAGCCAACCUUAAAUCAUUGACCACGCAACACGUCUAUUUGGACAAGAGACCAUACCUCAACCUCUGCUUUAUUUAGAUAACGCCGUUGCAGACACAACCUCUUUACUAGGAGCUCUCCUCUUUCCGUACCCUAAGGGCUUUCCCUGCCUCUGGAAGGGAGGGAAAGUGACCUGGAAAGACGGUCAUUGCAAAGUUGACUUUUCUCUCUAACAAGGGGAAAAUUUUAAAGGGAAUUUUGAAGUUUCAGGGUGAAGUAUAAUGAAUAAA
Pocillopora verrucosa is the source of this 1040-nucleotide messenger RNA. RefSeq lists its product as uncharacterized. The record is from RefSeq and is a predicted model, not a curated record. NCBI's taxonomy places the organism in Eukaryota, Metazoa, Cnidaria, Anthozoa, Scleractinia, Pocilloporidae.